Chanos chanos (milkfish) is the source of this 3249-nucleotide messenger RNA. It is a transcript of the gene rlim, whose product is annotated as ring finger protein, LIM domain interacting. Gene Ontology annotation, biological process: random inactivation of X chromosome; protein ubiquitination; ubiquitin-dependent protein catabolic process. NCBI's taxonomy places the organism in Eukaryota, Metazoa, Chordata, Actinopteri, Gonorynchiformes, Chanidae. The coding region runs from base 121 to 2049 and encodes 642 amino acids. The record is from RefSeq and is a predicted model, not a curated record. The transcript is spliced from 4 exons. Gene Ontology annotation, cellular component: nucleus. Gene Ontology annotation, molecular function: ubiquitin protein ligase activity.
CUAACAUCUAAAGAACAUUUAGUCGGAACUCUAAAAUAUUAAACAAGAAAAUCUGAAGAUUGCUGAAAACUCAACAGAUUCAAUUAGAUCCAUCUAGUAUAUUGUCUCCUUCCAUCGGCCAUGGACGGUCCAGACAGUACAAAGCAGGGAGGUUCUGAGCAGUCGGAGCUCCAGCGGCGGCAGCAGCGUGACCGGCUGGGCCGGGAGGAGGCCUUCUACCAGUUUGUCAACAAUCUCAGUGAAGAAGACUACAGACUGAUGAGAGACAACAACUUGUUAGGCACCCCAGGUGAGAUCACAGAAGAAGAGUUGUUGAGUCGUCUUCACCAGGUCAAGAAUGGCCCUGAACAGACCAGUGACAAUAACAGUAACAGCCCUGGAGAGAGCAGGGGAGAAGAACCCGGAGAGGCAGAAGGUGCACAGGAGGCGUCCAGCGGAGACUCGCUCCUGGACUGGCUCAACUCGGUACGUCGGACCGGAAACACGACGAGGAGCGGUCACCACGGCAACCAGUCGUGGCGAGCGGUGAGCAGAACGAACCCGAACAGCGGCGACUUCCGCUUCAGCCUGGAAAUCAACGUCAACCGCAACAUCGUGGAGCAGCAGACGCAGACGGAGGGCGAGCAGCCGGAGGGCGAGCAGGGGCCUCCAGAGGGGCCCGUGCCCGAGCCCGCGGAGCCCAUGGAGACUGCAGAGGUGGUGGAAGAGCCGGUGGUGGAGGAACUGGCUGUUAUUGUGGAACCUGAAGCUGAGAUAGAGCCUCUGAUUCCCGACAGCCCGCCCGCGCCCAGGGCGGUCGUCCCUCAAGUGCAGGCUCCGGGGCCCCCGGCGGAUCAGCCACGCCGGGGCCAGAUCAGGGCCCGCAGUCACAGCCCGGAACAGCGCAGGACCAGGGCUCGCACCGCCCGAAGCCGCUCCCCAGUCAACCUGGAUCGGGUGGACGGGGUUCCCCGCGGCCGACACGGGCCUCUCUCCCGCAGCCCAGACGCCCUCCCCGAGGCUCUGAUGGAGGGCAGCUCCAGGACCCGUCAGCAUGUUUUGUCUCGUCAGAUACCCACGGUGAAUUCCGUCGCCGCUGACACACAGUCCACCGUAACGGCCACAGAGCCUCCCUCAGCGCCUCCGGACGGAGAGGCCCCCACGGAGGAGGGCGGAGCCGGCAGCCGCCGCACCCCCACCAUCAUGCUGGACUUACAGGUGCGCAGGGUCCGCCCGGGGGAAUACCGUCAGAGAGACAGCAUCGCCAACCGCACCCGCUCCCGAUCGCAGACCUCCAACAACACACUCCUGUACGAGACCGAACGCGGAGGUUUCCGUCGGACCUUCACGCGCUCGGAGCGAGCCGGGGUGAGAACGUACGUCAGCACCAUCCGCAUUCCCAUCCGGAGGAUCGCGGAUCCGGGCCUGGGAGAGGCCACGUCUCUGGCCCUGCAGUCCAUCUUCCGACAGAUCAUGACGGGUUUCGGGGAGCUCAGCUACUUCAUGGACUCGGACUCGGACUCCUCAGACUCGAACCGCGGAGGCAACCCCUCCGCGGACGUCAGCGACCCUCUCGUUGCCCAGGAUUCCGCCGCGCCCGCGUCCGCCCCGCCCACCACGGCCGAGGCCUCCGCCAACUCGCCCGGAGGCUCGAGCGCGGAGGGCCGGGCGGAGGAGGCAGCGGAGAGGACAGAAAACGCGGCCCACGCGGGGAGGGAAACCCGGGCCAGGACGCGGCCGCCCAUGAGCCUGGAGGAGACGGGUUCGCUGCCCUUCCUGCGGCUGGCGCACUUCUUCCUGCUCAACGACGAGGAGGAGGGCGAGCAGCCGCGCGGCCUGACGAAAGAGCAGAUCGAUAACCUGUCCAUGCGGAACUUCGGCGAGAGCGACGCGCUGAAGACCUGCAGCGUCUGCAUCACGGAGUACGCCGAGGGCAACAAGCUGCGUAAACUGCCCUGCUCCCACGAGUACCACGUGCACUGCAUCGACCGCUGGCUCUCCGAGAACUCCACCUGCCCCAUCUGCCGCAGGGCGGUCCUGGUGUCCGCCAACCGCGAGAGCGUCGUCUAGCCAAAGCAGACCAUUCAGCACCCCGACAUCUUCUCAUACCUUUCUUUCGCCUUACCACGGUUUCGGUACCUUGUCAUGUCAGGUGUUGCAUUAACACGCGUAUAUUUCCAGUUUUGAAGCCAUUGGUAGGGUUGUGUUUUUUUUUUAAAGUAGAUCUGCAGUGGAUGGCCAAUGGCAGGGUGUCUUCUCUGACGUUACGCACCGCGUGUGACUGACCCACGUGUCGUGAGGGUGCACACGACAGGCGCAGGAACGGAAUCUGACCCAAACGUGAAACAUGCACUCAGACAUGUCAGAGAUGAAGAAUGUUACUCAUUGAAUGAGUGCUGUUUGUUAAGUGUACAGUGCAUUGAGUAAUAUUGAGUAAUAUUUUGGAGCAACACACUUAAAUGUAUUGAUGCGUAAUAUUUUGUUUAAUGUUUAAAAGAAAAGUUUAAAGUUAAAGACAGUCAUUAUGUCACCUAAUAAUAAUUUUGAAGAAGGUUGAAAAUGGAUUGCAGACUCUAACGGCGGGAUGACGGUUUGGACCUCCCGCUGAUCUGAGUGAGAGGUCCUAAUCCGCCGUUUUCACACGGGAGACCAAAUGCAAUUAAGUCAAGUAAUGGUAAACUACAUGUACAUGGCCUUUUUAGCGUUUACCAUCUUCAUUAACACAGUAUCAGGCAGUAUUCCUAGUUACACCAUGUUGUGAAAACAUGAAGGUGUUUAUUCUUGUUUGCUUUUCUUCCUGUUCUUUCUGUUCUGAUACUCGCCGAAUUGAAGCCCUUUGUGUCCUAAGGCCAGUGCUACCACGGCUCUGACGCUUCAGAAACAAACAAAAACAGUAAGGUUGUCCUGUCUCCCAGCAUCAUGUUCACAUCCAGUUGCUUUUGGUCUCAAAUCAGAUUCUGAUCUGGGCUUGUCGGCUUGGCUUUGUCUCAGCCAUGUUGGUGCAAUAAUUAUGAAAUGGGAAUACUGAAAAGUUAUAAACUAUAUAAACUUGUAUGUUGUUUCUAAACUGUUAUAGACUGUGAAUAUUCACACUUUAAUGAAGACUUCUUUCUUUUUAAACCUCAGCUUCUCUGAACAUUCUGAAUAUUGUAAUAGCACUAUUCAAUUGCUCUGGACUCAAAACACUUUAGCGAAAUGAGAUGUCGGUCUCUUGGCAUCUAACGGCAUCAUAGUUUCAGUGUCUGUGAGAGGAUCGUUACUUUCUUUCAA